Molecule: messenger RNA, 3346 nt
Organism: Alligator sinensis (Chinese alligator)
Lineage: Eukaryota; Metazoa; Chordata; Crocodylia; Alligatoridae
Gene: KDF1
Product: keratinocyte differentiation factor 1
Exons: 5
Coding region: 547-1803 (418 amino acids)
Biological process (GO): regulation of epidermal cell division; keratinocyte development
Cellular component (GO): cell junction
Source: RefSeq, a predicted model, not a curated record
AGCCCGCAGGCUGUCGGGGCAGAGAAGGGGCCGGAAAGACCGAGAGCCCGAGCCCCCCCCAUUGUCCCACCGCCUCCAGACGCCCGUUUCCGCUCCCGCGGCGACCCCGGGACACAUGCCCCACGUCCCCCGAGGGCCCUCGCCGCCCCACACGCGGGAUGUCCGGAGCUGUGUUAGAAGAGGAUGCAGAGGGACGAGAGCGGAAAGGAAGUGCCUUUGCAAAGCGGCGUGUGUUUCAGCCGUGGCAGGCAGCCGGGUCCCCAGGCAGGAGUCGAAUACAGCCCGACGCUUCACGGCGUACGUCCGAGGGCUGGUUUGAGACGAACUCGACGACAGCUUUUUGUUUGUUUGUUUUCAUAAAAGCAUCAGCGAUGCAAACAAAAAUGAAAUGCGGCCGAGUCGCUCCCCGAGGCGGUCGGCACAAUAAGCGUCGUAAACAAUUCACGCUAGCGCGAAAUCCCUUGAAUUCACUCAACGCCAAGUAGCUGAGAGCUCCGCGUCGGAGUUGGCUGCUUUUAUAACGAUCGGUGUCUGAGGUGGGCAGCCAUGUGGGGAAGGCGAGCAGGACACCCUCAAGAAUUAAGCAGCAAGUACCCGAUGAACCUGUUGCACCAGGAUGCUGUGCCCCAAAGGUGCAACCCAUCCAAGGACAGUGACAUCAGUCUGGAAGUGUUUAGUGGCUCAACCCCUGAACUCAAGCAGAACCAUAAGGCAGCUCAGCAAGCACGGGGCAGGAAAGCCCGCAAAGCUGACUCCAGGGACUCCAAUGGGAGGGAAACGGAAACAAUUUCCUUUAUCUCUGGCAGUGCAGAGGCUCCACAGGCCCAGAGCUCUUGCUGUUCCUCUUUGUCUCAAGCCUGGAGCACCUACAAAGCUGUCUUCUGCUGUAUAGUGACCUGUGGGGGCUGCUUUCAGGACUGCAGCGUUCGUAUCCCCUACGCAGGACAUGCUGAGAUUUUGGUAGAUGAUGGGAAGAACAGAGAGUAUAACGGACGGCUGUCUAACAGUAGUCCUGUCAACCUGUCCCCCACUGAAAAGAAUGGGAACCCAAGCAGGAAGCCUGUUAUGGGGAGCAGCUUCAGUUACCCAGAUGUGAAACUGAAGGGUAUCCCUGUCUAUCCCAAUCGGAGCCCCAGCCACCAACUAGAAGCAGAUUCAUGCUACAAGGAGCCCCUACCGGAGAAGACCUUCAGGAACAGCAUAGAAAAGCCACCGCUCCCUGGCAGCCAGCGGAGCUCUGAGGAGUAUUACUCCUUCCACGAGUCUGACCUGGACCUCAGCGAGAUGAGCAGCUCCAUGUCCAGCAGGGAGAUUGACGUCUUGAUCUUCAAGAAACUGACGGAGCUGUUCAGCGUCCAUCAGAUCGAUGAGCUGGCCAAGUGCACGUCGGACACAGUCUUCCUGGAGAAGACUAACAAGAUCUCAGACCUCAUCAACAGCAUCACUCAGGACUACAACCUGGAUGAGCAGGAUGCGGAGUGCAGGCUGGUCCGAGGCAUCAUACGCAUCAGCACCCGGAAAAGCAGGGUCCGGCCACACGUUUGUAUCCCUGCGACCCAGAGCCACGAGGCGAGGACAAGCAGAGGCAACCCACCAGACAGUGGCCACGAAACCAUGCCGGAGUCCAUAGUCAUCAGCCAAGACGAUUUGGCUGUGCAGAUAUCAGAGGAAACAGCAGCAGAUGUCAUAGCCAGGAACAUGAGGCGGCACAGCGCUGCAGGAUCUCCAACAAGCAGAGAUUCCUCCUUCCAGGACACAGAGACUGACUCAUCCGGGGCACCUCUGCUUCAAGUUUACUGUUAGGUAAAUGGACCGAAGCGGUGUGCUGUGAGCGCAGAGGUUGCGGGGUCUUAUUGCACAUGGAGUUCCUCGUCCUUUUAACACAAAAUAUGCUGUGCCACUUUAUUUUUUCAAUUACUUUUCCUUGCUUCACACCUAACUUGCUCCUUGGCCUGUGGGUCACGUUGGAGGUUUUUUGGACUGUAACAUAACCCUAAGGAAAUGGACUGUGAAACUAGUGAGCAGCAAAGGAAUCUGUUGUGCCUUUGUGAGAGUUUGAAGUUUUAUCUCCACUCACAGAGUUCAGCUUAGCUCCCAAAGAAUCUCUGUUGUCCGACAGUUGCUCAGCUCUGAGUAUAAGCUGUAUAGUUUUUACUCUUCUGGCACUGCGGGCGUUAUGUAGCUUUUCCUUUCACCACUCCCCCACCCCAGCAGUAUCUUUGCAUUUAUAGCAGUUUUGUUGAGGGGGACUAUCUCAGGAAGGAGAGAGGGUCGUUUAGUCUCCACAGUUCAUUUAGUGCUUGGUCUUUUUAUGGAGGCAGCUGAUAAAGCAACCAAAUGAAAUGGUGCCACCUGUUAUAUGGACAGCUUCGAUGCGAUGCACUCUACUGAGAGCCAGCUUUCAUCACCGGUACUAAACAGCCAGUGGAUACCUGCUUUCAGUCGCUGCCAAAGUGGUGUGAAUCGCUGACACAAGGAAUUAAACAAUUACAGGUAUUGGUUUGUAACUUGUAUGCUAAUUGGGAUCCCCUACUUUUCUCUCGCAGCAUCGAUGACUUUGGGGUCUGUUCACUUUUUGGGGAGACCUCAGAACUCGGGUCUUGGCAGGGAAAGAAAGACCUGGUUUUUAAUUGCAAAGCUCUGCCCGUUAGCCCACAGAGAAGCUCUGCCUAGGUGUUUGAGAGCUAAACUGCCUUGUCAUCCUUUCUGCGACCAGUUACAAAACAAGUAGCUUGUCCUUUGCUACCCUAUAGGCAUUACCGCUUGAGAGGAGGAGCUUUGCAGCUUGCCAAGCUCCAUACAUUUUUUUUUUUUUUAAAUCAGAACAUCAAACAAAGCUGGCUGUGAGAUUUAAGUGCCUUUGAAUAGAAGAAUGGUUGGUGGUCAAAUGGACCAGCAGUAAAACCAAGGAGUCCAGUGCUGCUAGCGUGUGUGAUAGAAGCAGAGGUGGGUUCUGGGCUCUGUCCUUGGUGUGCAUCCCACAUCUGUACCGAUGCAAAUUUGAAGGUGGCCUUAGCUUGAAGGUUGACGCUACAGUCUCUGUACGUCUCCUAGGCUUUAAAAGAUGUGGGUGCUGUAGUUCCUUGUCCACUCCCUGGGGCCUUCUGUACCUGACAACGGUGAGCAAAAGCCUUUGAGUCGUGCGGUUCACCUGACCCCCGUUUCAGUCCUACUUGGACUCGCUGUUCUUGUAAAGUACUUGUUUUAAAAAAAGAGAAGAAAAAUCUGUGGUAUUUUUGUAAAUAAUGGACAUUGGAAAUGCUUAAUCAUGACGACGCUGACUAGAUGAUUGCAUGUAGCCUGUUUAAUGUGAUUUUCAUAUCAUUUAAAGCUGCUUCCAACCUCA